Molecule: messenger RNA, 930 nt
Organism: Saprolegnia parasitica CBS 223.65
Lineage: Eukaryota; Oomycota; Saprolegniomycetes; Saprolegniales; Saprolegniaceae
Exons: 9
Coding region: 1-930 (309 amino acids)
Molecular function (GO): short-chain carboxylesterase activity; monoacylglycerol lipase activity
Source: RefSeq, a predicted model, not a curated record
AUGGACGCCCUCCUUACGCCGGUGACGUACGGCGCGAUCGCGUUCAGCGCAAUGUGCUACGCCUUCUUCGCGCGCGCCAACCAAGCGCCGUCGCUCUACCACCAAACGAACCUCGCCAACACGCAGCUGCUGCAGAAAACCUCACUGCUUUUUGAAAAGUAUCGGCCGUCGUGGUUCCUCCUCAACGGGCACCUCCAAACCUUCCUCGUCGCGCUCGGCUGCGACACGCCGCGCGUGCACUACACGCGUGAAAUUCGCCCGCUCUCGGACGGCGGCAUCGUGUCGCUCGACUGGGCGACGCAUCCUGCGGGUGCCCCGUACGCCAAGGACCACCCGACUGUGCUGCUUUUGCAUGGGUUGACGGGCGGCAGCAACGAGGUGUACAUUCGCGCGACCGCCGUCAAGCUCCUUGCGGCGGGCUGGCGCGUCGUCGUUAUGAACGCGCGGGGCUGCGCGCAGACCCCCGUGCGCACGCCCAAGCUCUUUUGCGGUGCGUACACGCAAGACGUGCGCGAGACGGUGCAGUAUUUGCGCCAAGUGCACGUGCCGACGGCGCCGCUACUCGCCGGCGGCUUCUCACUGGGCGCCAACAUUUUGCUCAAGUUUGUGGGCGAAGAAGGCGACAAGUGCCAACUCUCGGGCGCUGUCUCGGUCGGCAACCCUUACGACAUGCUCGCUUCGAACCGGAACCUCGAGUACUCGUGGCUUCACAAUGUCAUUUACAGCACGGCGCUCACCAACAACCUCCUCACCCUCUUCUUCAAGAAGUCGAACGCCCACGAGCACUAUGUGAACGACCCGCAUAUCGACCUCGCGGCAUUGCGAGCCUCGAAAACGGCGGCCGAGUUUGAUGAGCGGCUCACACGUCGCGUCUUUGGGUACGCGACCGCGAGUGACUACUACCGUGACGCAUCGAGCAGUCAGUCAUAG